AUGAAUUUCUUAUUAAUUUGUGCGUUUAGUUUAAUAAUUUAUACACAGUGUAAUGUUAGAAUUGAUCCCCUAGUGCUUAUCGAUCAAGGUCUCGUGAGAGGCUUGAUUUCUAGCGACGGAAGCUAUUCAAGUUUUCUAGGAAUUCCUUAUGCGCAAGUGGACAUAAGCAAUCCUUUCGGGGACGCUCUGCCUCAUCCAGGAUUUGAUGAUGAAGUAUAUAAUGCCCACGAUGGUACUAAACAAUGUCCGCAAAGUAUAAAGACAUCAGAGCGAGCUCGAUACAGUCCUCAAUCGACUACAUCCGGCGAAGAAACGUUAGAUUGCUUGCGAUUAAAUAUCUACGUACCUACUAAUGCCAGUUCGCAGAAUCCUUUGCCUGUACUAGUUUGGAUACACGGAGGGAUCUACGCUGUAGGUAGUGCCGGGAUCUACGGCCCUGAGAAUUUAGUGAAACAGGGAAUUAUCGUCAUCACGGUAAAUUAUCGCUUGGGCCCGUAUGGGUUUAUGUGCCUUGACGUUCCUAAUAUCGCUGGUAACCAGGGUCUUAAAGAUCAACAUUUAGCUCUACGUUGGAUAAGAAAUCAUAUACGUGCGUUCGGAGGAAAUCCAUAUAAUGUAACAAUUGGAGGGCAAAGCGCGGGCGGAGCAUCCGCCUUAUUACAUAUGUAUUCUAAGAAGGAAAAGUUGUACAACAAAGUAAUAGCUCAAAGUGGUGUCCCGCAAAACCUACUAUCUUUUGUUGAAACAGACAUUAAUUCUGCGAUUAAAUUGGCUUCGCAUUUGGGAUACAAUGCUACGGAUACAGAAGAAGCUUUAGGUUUCCUCGCAAACGCAUCUCACGAAUCUGUGUCUAGGGCUGCUGCAAAUAUGGAAUUAAAAUUAAGACCCUGUAAAGAAAGAUCUUUUAGUGGUAUUGAAAGCUUUAUUGACACAGACCCAUACACACUCUCCAAUAAAGCGAAAGUAAAGGACACGCCUAUUUUAAUUGGACAAACCAGUAAGGAGAAUUUAGGCUCGCAAGCUAACAAUGGAGACGAUUAUUACAAAUCAGAUCCAUUUUAUGAUAACAUACAAGAAUAUUUCAAGAUGAACGAAGAAGACUUAUUAGAGGCGGCACAAACAGUGCGUCAUUUUUACAUUGGUGACCAACCUGUAUCUAGUGAUGUAGUUUCUCAACUAGAAUCUUUCACUUCAGAUUUUAUUUAUAAUCAUCCAGUGGAUAGAACUGUAAAUGAUUUAUUAAAAGAAAUGGCUUACCCGGUGUAUGAAUACGAGUUUCGGUAUGUCGGAGAUAGAGAUGUAGAAGGCGCACCACAUUGCGAAGAAUUGAAAUACCUAUUUCAGUUUUAUGAUGAAAUAGUUGAGACAAAUGAACAAAAUCAGCUUAUGAUUAAACGGAUCACAAAGUUGUGGUCUAACUUUGUAAAAUACGGGAACCCGACACCUGAUGAUGAUGAAUUAUUUCCGGUUAAAUGGACUCCAGUGUCAAAAGAAUCCAGACCAUAUAUGAUAAUAGAUUCAGAACUCAAAAUUGAACACAGAAUCAAUAAGGAAAGAAUGGCGUUUUGGAAUCUCUUUUAUAAAGCUUAUGGACAAUAUAAUAAAUUAAAACGAUGUAAUUAA
Pieris macdunnoughi is the source of this 1623-nucleotide messenger RNA. Lineage: Eukaryota; Metazoa; Arthropoda; Insecta; Lepidoptera; Pieridae. The record is from the annotation of a GenBank genome assembly.